AUGUUGACUCGCAAACUUCUCUCAUCCCUCUCCUUCCUGGCUGGGGCUGCCUAUGCAGCAAACAUCACAGUUAGCAACCAUGGCGGAAAUUCAUCGUCUCCUCUCAUGUACGGAAUUAUGUUUGAGGAUAUCAAUCACUCGGGUGAUGGGGGUAUCUAUGCAGAGUUGAUACAAAACCGGGCAUUCCAAGGCAGCACUGAGUUUCCCUCGACAAUUGAUCCAUGGGAAGCAGUUGGGAACGCAAAAUUGACUCUACAGAAUACAACAGUGCCACUAUCUUGGGCUCUCCCAACUUCGGUACAAGUGGCUCCGGGAAAUAACUUUGCUUCGGGAGGUUCAAUUGGUCUUCAAAAUCCAGGUUGGUGGGGAAUCAGCGUGACACCACAGCCAUACUCAGGCAGUUUCUGGGCACUGGGUUCGUACCAUGGCAAGUUCACUGCAAAGCUGCAGUCGGCUAAGUCGUCGCACGUCUGGGCAAGUGUGGAAAUAAAGUCCAAGUGUCAGAAAGGAGAAUGGGUGGAGCACAAGUUCCAUCUCAACCCUAGAGUUGCGGCCCCCGACACUGACAAUAUCUUUGUCCUCGAGUUCCAACCCGAUCAAGGCUCGCUGAAUUUCAAUCUAAUUAGCCUGUUCCCGCCGACGUAUAAGAAUAGUCCGAAUGGCAACCGGCCUGGUCUUAUGGCUGGCUUGAAGGACCUCAACCCAAGCUUCUUGAGAAUGCCAGGAGGAAACAACAUAGAAGGGGACAUCUUUGGAUAUCGCUGGAAGUGGAACGAGACAAUUGGCCCGUUAUCCCAGCGACCAGGACGCCCUGGAACGUGGGGUUAUGCAAAUACCGAUGGAAUUGGUCUCGUUGAAUACCUCCAAUGGUGCGAAGAUCUUGACGCUGAACCCAUCCUGGCUGUGUGGUCAGGAGUAUACUUAAACGGAUAUGAUAACGAUAAUCCGUAUGAUAUACCCGAGGAAGAAAUUGGACUAUAUGUUCAGGAAGCAAUGGAUGAAUUAGAGUUUAUCCUUGGCGAUGUGCACACAAAGUUUGGUGCUUUAAGAGCUUCCCUUGGACACCCCCGUCCGUGGAAGCUUAACUAUGUCGAGAUUGGCAACGAAGAUAAUAUUUCUAGUCCUCUGAGCUACGCAAGUUACCGCUUCAAGGCCUUUUACGACGCAAUCCACGCCGCUUACCCGUCGAUUGUAAUUAUCUCGUCGACUGGCGACCUUAAAGCUAUUGCUGACAACAGUGCCACCGACUACCAUGAGUAUGCCAGACCGAACAUAUUCGCCACUCAGUUCGGCCUGUUUGACAAUGCGAAUCGUUCCCACCCAAUCCUAAUCGGCGAAUAUGCCACUAUCGAGCCCAAUACGGAAAAUCCAUUAGAGCCAGUUUCCUGGGAUGCAGGUGAGCCAAGAUUGCCAUACCCGAACUGGGUCGGUGCUGUUGCAGAAACCAUUUUUACUCUCGGCGCCGAACGAAACGCCGAUAUUGUGAUUGGUGCUAGCUAUGCACCAGGCUUCCAGAAUAUUAAUGGCUCUCAGUGGGCUCCCGAUCUUGUCUCGUUCAGCGCAGACCCAGCUAAAGAUGUUUACUCAACAAGUUAUUAUGCUAUUCAACUUCUAUCUGCCCAUCGCUACACUCACACUGCCCCUUUCACUUCCGACGAGGGUUUCGGACCAGCAUUUUAUGUGGCAGGUGUCAACCACGGUACCAACCAAUACACAUUCAAGGCCACCGUUUACAAUACUACGUCUCCAGUGCCAUUUAACAUUGACUUCGAGGGUUUGCAUCAAGGCGCAAAGGCAACCCUUACGGUCCUCAAUGCCCCAAGUGGACUCUCUGAAAAUGUUCCCAACGGCGAGAAUGUCGUGAAACGAACCACUACGUCGCUUACUGCACAAAAGGGCGGAGUGUUUUCAUUCCAGUUGAAGGAGUACGACAUUGCGGUGUUGACAACAUUCUAGACACAUACUUGAGAUACUCCAAGUAUAUGAAGAGGCAGCCUGUAUUUGGAAGAUAG
Messenger RNA from Pseudogymnoascus verrucosus, 2012 nucleotides. RefSeq lists its product as uncharacterized. Gene Ontology annotation, biological process: L-arabinose metabolic process. The record is from RefSeq and is a predicted model, not a curated record. Bases 1 to 1956 code for a protein of 651 amino acids. NCBI's taxonomy places the organism in Eukaryota, Fungi, Ascomycota, Leotiomycetes, Thelebolales, Thelebolaceae. The transcript has 6 exons. Gene Ontology annotation, molecular function: alpha-L-arabinofuranosidase activity.